Molecule: messenger RNA, 2097 nt
Organism: Alosa alosa (allis shad)
Lineage: Eukaryota; Metazoa; Chordata; Actinopteri; Clupeiformes; Clupeidae
Product: zinc finger protein 37-like
Exons: 9
Coding region: 173-1696 (507 amino acids)
Biological process (GO): mitotic spindle assembly checkpoint signaling; regulation of transcription by RNA polymerase II
Molecular function (GO): RNA polymerase II cis-regulatory region sequence-specific DNA binding; DNA-binding transcription factor activity
Source: RefSeq, a predicted model, not a curated record
GCAAAACAAACCCCACAGCCAGUUUUAAAAGAGCAGCCUGGUUGAUGUGAACGGCUUAUGCUUAGAUAUUUCGUAAGGAAAAGGUGUGUUCAUCUAUGUCUAAAGCCAUAUUUUUCAAUUCUGUCAUCGGGAGAUAUUUUUUAAGUAAAUAUUUAAGAGAUAUUUUUCCGACAUGCAGCAGAGUUCGACCUCGCGCUGGCAGCAUCUGUCCCCGUCAAAUCACACCGAUUCCGGGAGGCUACGACGAGUUGGCACGAAGAUGAAUGAGAUUGGUCAGCAUAUGGACAUGAGUCACAAGCAAGCCUGCAUCGACUUGGAGAAGGCCACCCAAUGCAUCACACUAGCAUUACAGCAUGAAGUGGUUAAGAACCAGGAGCUUUGCAUGUUGAUUCGUCGUUUGGAAGAGAAGGAGGCAGAGACUGGGCGGAGCCUAACAGAGCAGGUGGAGUCAAACAAGCAGCUGCAGCUGAAGAUCGAUGAACUGCAGAAACACCUGGAGGAGACACACAACUCACUGACACAGGCCAACCAGACUGUGACUUUUCUGAAGAAUGAGCUAAGGGACCUGCAUCAACAUCUGCAAAGCCAGCAAAGUAAUAGGACGGUUCAGGAAGUGAAUAAGUGGCCACAGGGUGGAGAAAGCCAGAUCAAGCAGCAAAUCAGGAGUCCCAGUCCUCCUGUCCAAUCAGAUCAGCUGACGGCAGCUGAGGAGCCAAUGGUCUGGACAGAACAGCUGGUCUCGCCUGAUGGUCAGAUUCCACCGCUCUCUCCUAGCGACCAGAGGCUGCUGGAGAGUUCAGUCUCUGGGAUUAAAGAAGAGAAUGCUGUUCAUGGAUAUGAGGAGUGCAGACAGUAUGAGAGAGCUGACCUUAGAACAGAGUAUACCGUCCCUUCAGCUGCAGACAUUAAAUUUGAACAGAUCCAGACGCCGAUGGUCUCGUCUGACGGUCAGAGGCUGCUGGAGGCGCCAGUCUCUGAAUAUGAAGGUGAUGAAGAAGGUGAUGAAGAUGGUGAAGAAGAUGAUGAUGAAGAUGAUGAUGAUGAGUAUGGAGAAUACAGUCAUUCAGGAAAAGGAUCAUCUCCCUCCCCUUCAAACAAGCACACAAGGAAGAGGCCAUACUGCUGUUCUCAGUGUGGGAAGAGUUUCACUUUCAGUCAUCAUCUCAAAGCUCACCUCCGUAUUCACACAGGAGUGAGACCAUACCAAUGCACUCAGUGUGGCAAGAGGUUCACUCUACGUAAGCAUCUCGAUGAUCACAAGCGCACUCACACAGGAGAGAAGCCGUAUCACUGUACCCAAUGUGGCAAGAGCUUCACUCAAAAGGGAAACCUUAAACUGCACCAGCGCACUCACACAGGAGAGAGGCCAUACCAAUGCACUCAGUGUGGCAAGACUUUCAAUGAUAGGGCCACUUUCAAACGACAUCAACUCAUUCACACAGGAGAGAGGCCGUACCAAUGCACUCAGUGUGGGAAGAGUUUCAUUCAAAAGACAGAUCUCAAAGUACAUCAGCGCAUUCACACAGGAGAGAGGCCGUACCAAUGUACUCAAUGUGGGAAGAGCUUCACUCAAAAGGGAUCUCUCAAAGUACAUCAGCGAAUUCACACAGGAGAGAGGCCGUACCAAUGUAAUCAAUGUGGGAAGGGUUUCUACCAAAACAGUAAUCUCAAAGUACAUCUGCGCACUCACACAUGAGAUACCAUACAAGUGCACUCAGUGUAGCUAGUGUCACUCAAUCAUGUACACUCAAAUGACACCAGCUAAGUCACAAGGGCCGCCAUACUGUACUCCGUGUUUCACUUGAGAGGUCAAACUCAAGCAACACCACCUCACACAAGAGAGUAGCAUGUUUGUUAGGCUGGAGUUUAAUUCAAGAGGUCAAACCAACCUCACACAGGAGAGAAGCAUGUUUGUUAGGCUGGAGUUUCAUUCAAGAGGUCAAACCUGUGUUGCAUUUUACAUUAGUAUCUUGAGUGCUCUAACUAAUGUUUAUUUCUUAGUCAAUGCUGCUUACAGUAGUGAUGGGCAAAUGAAGCUUUGGUGAACCACUGAACCACAGCAGUGUGAACCUAGCGAUACUAGCUGAAAAGCAAAAA